Molecule: messenger RNA, 1176 nt
Organism: Actinia tenebrosa (Australian red waratah sea anemone)
Lineage: Eukaryota; Metazoa; Cnidaria; Anthozoa; Actiniaria; Actiniidae
Source: RefSeq, a predicted model, not a curated record
UUACAUAACACACGUGUUUCAAACAAUCAAAACAAAACAGAUAAUUUUGAGUGCGUUUUGCUUGCUAUCGAAAUGCCGCCUAAAAAGCGCCUUCUUUCUGAAGAAAUAGCAGAACCAAGUCCUUUAGCUAAGAAGAGGAAAAUUUCUAAAAAAUCCGUGCAAAUAUCGAAGCAAGAAAACCAAAAAUCAAAGCAAAAGAGAGAAGAUAAGACUUCACCAAAAGCGAAAUUAGGAAAGAUUAAAAAAGAUUCCCAACGAAAGGAAGAAGUCAAGAGARAUAAGCAUGGCAAGCUAGUGUUUCCUGAUUACCCUGAAUUCAAGCCUAACUUAACCCCGAAAGAAGUUCUACAAGCGGGUAGUUUUGGUGGGACAUACUAUAGACCUAUCAAAUCUAGUGUCACAGGAGAAAAAUAUUCUGGAGAAUGGAAGGAAUUCCCCUCAGAUUGGUUUGAUGGAUUAUCAAUCAAUAAGCAAGUAUCUUCAUCAACAUACCACAUUGAUGUCAAUACUUAUAAUGUUAAAUGCGGUGGGAGUCUAGAGAUGUGGGAAAGCAGUGGAUGGAUUGCUAAACAAGGCCCAUAUGGUUGGUUUCAGUGGUACUGCCGAUUCUAUCUCGGCCGACGGACAGAUGAUGACAAGCGACAGAUUGGUCGUUGGAGUAAAUGUGCUGGAGAUAAGGGACGUUGGAGAAAUAACCUUAUUUCUAAGAUUGUACGCAGUGGCUGUUGCCAUGACAACCAUGGGGUGUCACCAGUUGUGCGUCAAACGUUACAGCACUGGGGGUACAGACUUAAUAAAGAAGAUUAUGAAAAGGGAGCUAAAAGAGUUAAAGCAAAAUAAGAWUUUUUUUUGACACUUGAAAGUUUUAACUUAGUUUUUUAUAGAUAAAGCACUAGUUGCUGUCACGUAAGCUAUUGUCAUUACUCUCAUGAGAAUAAAAGCCUUUGUUUCCCCAGCAUAAAUUUAUUCUCAAGCGCUUGAAUUUGAGGCUACGCGUGGUGGAAUCUAUUGUUCAAUCCAACAUGGCUGCCGCGUGAAGAAGGCCCAUGCCAACUAGAGGUCUAUUCACUGAUGAAACAAAGUAACUUGGAAAGAACUAUUGAGAUGAUGGUUGGCAAAUUAACAUCACAACGCUAAUGUUUGUAAGCAAAAAUAAAUAAUUUGCAUUAUCAUCAA